Molecule: messenger RNA, 899 nt
Organism: Prorocentrum cordatum
Lineage: Eukaryota; Dinophyceae; Prorocentrales; Prorocentraceae
Source: the annotation of a GenBank genome assembly
UGGGUUUCUUGCGGAGGGCUUCUUGUGGACUGGCCCCUAUUGUAGAUUUCGGAUCGUCUGCCCGUAUCCAUCUUGGCUCGCAGUAGUUUGAGUUCUUUGUGUUUUUUCGCCAUUCGGGCAGAAUUUUUUUUCUGCAACGGGAGGAGUAAGGUCGACGCAUACAUCGAAGCGCCGGUGGAUGCACAGCGCCGCCGCAGUCGCAGUCGCCGCACAUCCGCCGUCCAUGAACGCGCGUGCAGGUGCGGCGGGGGCGGGCCCCAGCGGGCCUCCGCCGGGAGGACCGGUGUGGCGGUCGUGCCCAGCGCCUCCUGGAGGAGCGCAGCGGAAGAGCGUCUCCUUCGACACGGCUCCGGAGUGCUUCGGCCCCGUCGUCUCGGCAGAGGACCUCGCUCAGGCGCCGCGGGGCGGCCAGGGUGCCGACAGCGACGAGAGGCCGGGCGCUCCCGCCGCGGGCACAGUGCGGCCGGGACCUCCGGCGGUCUGGCAGGACGACGCGCCAGGCAGGGCAGCAUCGGCGGAGCUUGGCGACGCCAGGAUGUCCCCAGGUACGCAGCAGGAGCAGGAGGAGGACGCUGCAUUGGCCGAGAUCGAGGCGUUCGCUGACGAGCAGGCCCGGCGUUUCAUACCUCUGAUGGAGAAGCGGCGCGCGCGUCGGACGGCGACCAUCAGCAUCGGCCGCGCGAAGCGGGCGGACGGCAUCCAGUUCCAAAUGCAGUCCUCCACCCUGUGGCAGCGCAGAGUGGUGACUGUGUGUGGCCUGGGGGCCCUCGGCGGGUGAGUUUUCCCGUAGGGAUGGAUGGGGAAGCGCCUUCCGAGGGUGCCAACUGCCUUACUUCGCCGCUGUGUCCUCGACCAGUGGCAGAGGACAGAGCAGCACGAGCGGGCUUGUAUCCACACCC